AUGCCUAGACCUUCACCUCCAUUUCCACAGAUAUUGGUGAAGAAGACCGAAGGAGAAAAAUACUGCAAGUUCAUAAGUAUGAAAGAUUUGGAGACCUUCACCUCCAUUUCCAUCAAUGUUCCGUUGAUAGAACCUUUGGAGAAAAUGUCUGGGUAUGCAAAAUUUAUGAAAGAUUUGGUGACAAAGAAGAGGGCCUUCAAUUUUGAGAAUGAUGAGAGGUUUCAACAUUGCAGUGUUAUUGCUAUUAGGCACUUGUCCAAAGGAAAGAGGAUCCGGGAGCUUUCACUAUUCCUUGUACCAUCAGAAUUUUGCACUUUGCGAAAGCUGUUUGAUUUGGGUGCUAGCAUCAACUUGAUGUCGUUGUCCAUUUAUAAGAAGUUAGGUUUAAGGGCUCCAAAACAGACUUCUAGGCAUGAGGUUGUUGGUGUUGUAAUUGAGGUUGGAAGCAAGGUGGAGAAAUUUAAGGUUGGAGACAAAGUAGGUGUUGGAUGUAUGGUAGGAUCAUGUAGAAAAUGUGAGAAUUGUAGCGUUGAUCUCGAGAAUUACUGUCCUCAUCAGAUUCCUACAUACAACGGCUAUAGCUUAGACGGAACCCUCACGUUUGGAGGUUACUCCGACAUGAUGGUAUCACAUGAGCAUUUUGUAGUACAUUGGCCUGAAAACUUGUCGAUGGACGUUGCUCCGCUGUUAUGUGCUGGAAUUACUACUUAUAGUCCUUUGGAAUAUUUUGGACUCGAAAAGCCUAGAAUGCACAUUGGUCUUGGAGGGCAAGGACAUAUGGCUGUUAAGUUCGCUAAGGCAUUCAGAACCAAAGUGACUGUCAUUAGUACAUCUGGUAAUAAGAAGCAAAAAUCAAUUGAGCGUUUGGGGGCAGACUCUUUCCUGAUCAGUCGCGAUCCUGAGCAGAUGAAGGUGAAUAUAAUAACUCGUUAUCAUUGAACUCUGUGAUCAUCUUAUCUGAAUGUUUAAACUGUUUGAGAGAGCACU
This is a messenger RNA of Solanum tuberosum (potato), 987 nucleotides long. Its product is annotated as 8-hydroxygeraniol dehydrogenase-like. The record is from RefSeq and is a predicted model, not a curated record. Gene Ontology annotation, molecular function: oxidoreductase activity, acting on the CH-OH group of donors, NAD or NADP as acceptor. The coding region runs from base 1 to 939 and encodes 312 amino acids. The transcript has 2 exons. Lineage: Eukaryota; Viridiplantae; Streptophyta; Magnoliopsida; Solanales; Solanaceae.